AUGAGUCAUCAAACGAUGAAAUUUUCCAAUGUGUUGAUUUCUUUGUGUCUUUGCACUCUUUUCCCGUUUGCUUCAUUUUAUAGCCCAGAAGCAAUGCGAGAUCUCGUUACAGAUUUACCUGGUCAAUCUCAUGUGAGCUUUAGGCAUUACGCUGGUUAUGUCCCGGUCGAUAAAACAAAUGGGAGGGCUAUGUUUUAUUGGUUUUUCGAGGCUAUGAGUGUUCCAAACCAGAAGCCUUUAGUACUAUGGCUUAAUGGAGAGGCCAACAUGCUGUUUCUAGAAUCUCCCGUUGGUGUUGGGUUUUCUUAUUCAAACACAACUAGUGACAAUAAAAAGCUUGGCGAUGAUUUUACAGCAAAAGACACAUACUCCUUCAUCCAAAAAUGGUUAGAGAGAUUCCCAGCUUACAGAGAAAAGGAUUUCUAUAUAGCAGGAGAGAGCUAUGCAGGAAAGUACAUACCGGAGCUUGCAGAGGUCGUUUAUGACAAGAACAAUGAUAACUCGUCACCUCAUAUCAAUCUUAAGGGCAUUUUGCUUGGAAAUCCUGAAACAUCAGAAGCCGAAGAUUGGAAAGGAUGGGUGGACUAUGCAUGGAGCCAUGCAGUGAUAUCGGACGAGACGUAUGGAGUCAUAAGCAAGUUUUGCAAUUUCAGUAGUAACACUACUUGGGAUAUUAAAGAAUGCAAAGACGGAGUAGACGAAGUACUCAAACAAUAUCAUGAAAUUGAUACAUAUAGUCUCUACACUCCUACCUGUAUUAGAAAUUCAACGCUUAAUUCCUUCAUUGAUUCGAGGCGAUUCAAGACUAAUCUCGCAAAUUCCAAAAUGAUGCCGAGGUUGAUGGGCGGAUACGACCCGUGUUUGGAUGAUUACACAAGAGUCUUCUACAACAGAGCGGAUGUUCAGAAAGCUCUUCAUGCAAGUGAUGGUAUACAUCUCAAGAAUUGGAGCAUUUGCAACGAUGAUAUUUUUGAUAAUUGGGCUGAUUCAAAGCCCUCGGUUUUGCCUCUAUAUAAGAAACUAAUUGCUGGAGGAUUGAGAAUAUGGGUCUACAGCGGAGAUACCGAUGGAAGAGUUCCCGUACUUGGGACAAGGUACUGCAUAAAUAAAUUGGAGUUACCCAUCAAGACAGCUUGGAGGCCAUGGUACCACGAGAAACAGGUAAGUGGAUGGCUUCAAGAAUAUGAGGGUCUAACAUUCGCAACGUUCAAAGGAGCAGGACAUGAUGUGCCUUCCUUCAAACCCGCCGAAUCCCUUGCAUUGUUCUCGGCCUUUCUCAAUGGAGUUCCACCUCCUUUGUCACGAUAG
Molecule: messenger RNA, 1308 nt
Organism: Arabis nemorensis
Lineage: Eukaryota; Viridiplantae; Streptophyta; Magnoliopsida; Brassicales; Brassicaceae
Source: the annotation of a GenBank genome assembly